AUGUCAUCAUCAUUGGAUAUGGAAAAGUUAUUGAAUGAAUCUUGGAGAACAACCAAUCUCCCUGAAAUCAUUAAAAAACAAAAAGAUGCUGAAAAGUUUAUUGGUACCACAAGAAGUAAAGAUGUUAUUCCUAAACUUGAAAAUACCUUCAGAGCACUAAAUGAUAUGAAAUCAGUCUCUGAUUGCAAAGUUGUCAUCUUCGGACAAGAUCCAUAUCCGAGAGAAGAAAGUGCAAUUGGUGUUGCUUUUUAUGAUGGUCAAAUUAAAAAGUGGUCAGAUGCCAUGUCUCCUUCAUUUAGAAAUAUCAUUAAAAAUGUUUUGAUCAGUGCUGAUGAAUUGAAAACUUCUGAUAAAGUGGAAGCAUUGAGAAGUAAAAUUGAAAAGUUGAAAUUACUUCCUCCACCACAAUGGUUUGAAGAUACCAUGUCACAAAAUGUACUGUGGCUCAAUACUGCAUUGACUUUUAGUGGAAAGGAGAAAACUGACUUGGAUAAGCAUACUAAAUUCUGGAAACCAAUUAUUGAAGGAAUUUUACAAGUAGUUUUGAAAGCAACUGAGAAGGGAAUUGUAUUUGUACUUUGGGGAGGAAUUGCUAAAAAGUUAAAGACCACGAUCAAUAAUAUUGCCAAGAAGGAGGGUAAAACUGUUAAAUUUGUCGAGGCUAACCAUCCAGCUGUAGAAUCAUUCCACGAUGUGAACUCAUUUUCAGACAUUAACAAACAUCUCAAAGAGUUAGGUCAUGAAGAAAUUGAUUGGCUUCCAACUUCAAAGAAGAGAAAACAAGAAGAAUCAAAGACAACUACCACAAGCUCGUCAUCAGAUAAUGACGAAUCAUCUUUAAAAAAACAAAAGAAGUAA
Messenger RNA from Naegleria gruberi, 858 nucleotides. RefSeq lists its product as uncharacterized. Bases 1 to 858 code for a protein of 285 amino acids. Gene Ontology annotation, biological process: base-excision repair, AP site formation via deaminated base removal; base-excision repair. NCBI's taxonomy places the organism in Eukaryota, Heterolobosea, Eutetramitea, Acrasida, Naegleriidae. Gene Ontology annotation, cellular component: nucleus; mitochondrion. The record is from RefSeq and is a predicted model, not a curated record. Gene Ontology annotation, molecular function: uracil DNA N-glycosylase activity. The transcript is spliced from 3 exons.